Molecule: messenger RNA, 6286 nt
Organism: Fundulus heteroclitus (mummichog)
Lineage: Eukaryota; Metazoa; Chordata; Actinopteri; Cyprinodontiformes; Fundulidae
Gene: gal3st3
Product: galactose-3-O-sulfotransferase 3
Exons: 2
Coding region: 206-1561 (451 amino acids)
Biological process (GO): glycolipid biosynthetic process
Cellular component (GO): membrane
Molecular function (GO): galactosylceramide sulfotransferase activity
Source: RefSeq, a predicted model, not a curated record
AUAUCUCUCACCUGUUUUUUUUCUCGUCUCAUUUCCUCUUUUCUUUUCAGUCCUGUUUUCUUUCUAAGCCUCACUCCUCAUUCUUGCCAUGUUGUUAGCCUCAUUAUCGCCUCUACUUAUCUAACGUUCACCUCUCCCCUGCACUCCCUUUGCUUUGUAUUGUUGCAGAUUGUCUGAUUGUGCCUCUCUUUCUUCCACAGUCCAAAUGAAGUGGCAGAAGAAGACAUUUCUGGUCCUCACAGUCAUCUGCACUGUUAGUCUUCUGCUGCACCAUGGGGGCCACUUCACCUGGAACAUGGAGGCCUUCCACUCUAGCUACUCUCACCAGUCCACAGGCACAAAGCCUAAACACACCAACAUUGUCUUCCUGAAGACCCACAAGACAGCCAGCACCACCAUGCAGAACAUCCUGUUUCGUUUUGCCGAGCGCAACAACUUGACGGUGGCAUUGCCAGUGCAAGCGUGUGGCCAUCAGUUCUGCUAUCCACGUUCCUUCUCCUCUCACUUCGUCCAUCUGCACACGCUGCGACCAAACCUGAUCACCAACCACAUGCGUUUUAAUAAGACCGCAUUGCAGCGCCUCAUGCCAAAUGAUACAAUAUAUAUUACAAUCCUGAGAGAGCCAGCCUCCAUGUUUGAAUCCUUGUUUACGUACUACAGCCGACACUGUAUGAGCUUCAGGAGGGUCCCGAAUGGCUCUUUGGAAGCUUUUUUGGCAGAGCCCUUACGUUACUACCGGCCAGAAGAGACAGAGUCCAUGUAUGCUCGUAACACCUUGACGUUUGACUUGGGUGGAGACAAAGAUCAUCCACUAAAAGACUUGUCUUAUGUAAAAAACUUUGUUGCAGAGGUUGAGAAAGUGUUCUCCCUAGUGAUGAUUUCUGAGUACUUCGAUGAAUCGCUUAUUCUUCUUCGCCAUCUUCUUUCUUGGGAUUUGGAGGACAUCCUGUAUGUCAAGCUAAAUAUGCGAACGGAAAGUUCCAAGAAGAGACUGUCUCCGGGACUUCCUGAAAAGAUCCGUGCCUGGAAUUCCAUAGACGCUUACCUUUAUGACUACUUUAAUGCUUCAUUUUGGGUCAAACUGUCAGAAUUGGGUCUAGACUCUGUGGCGAAAGAGGUCCAACUUCUUCGUCAGGCCCAAGAGAGGCUGAUGAGAAGUUGUUUUGGUGGGAAAACGCCACUUCCACGUGCAGCUGCAGAGAUCAAAAACAAGGAUCUCCGUCCAUGGCAGCCCAGCGACAAAGUUGACAUCGUCGGCUAUGACCUCCCUGUUAAUUUAAGCCAAGAGGCGCAGGAGCACUGCCUCAAGUACAUAAUGCCAGAGAUCUCAUACACUCGCAUCCUUCUUCAUUCGCAGUCCCUUCGACACCGUCGAAAUUAUCAGAAUCGACCUCCGCAGAAGUCACACACCCUCCAACAGCACAUCCGCACAACCCUGCCUCGGCAUUCUCAGGUCCAUCGCAACCCGCCAGCACCUUCUGUUGUUCAGAGCGCUGCCUCAGGAACAGAGUCCAGAUCCACCCCAAAGCAGAGUGAAGGAACUACAAAGCUAGGGCUUUAAUCCUCAAGUGAAACGUGAAUAUCUUAUUAGUGCCCAUUAGACUGCACCCUUCUACUCAUCCUGAUUCUAAACAAGUGACACUCAGACAAUAAACCGCUUUGGGAACCAAAAUUGUACUUUAGAAAGCAAAGUGAAUAGGGUCUCCUCUUCUCUCCUUCUCUCUAUCCUUCUUAUAAUGAUUAAAGAAGAAAAGGUUAACAUCAUCUGGACUUUAACCAUAUUUCCCUCCUCCCUUUGGUGUAAGGAGCAGCAAAAGUGAUGGGAAACGGGAAAAAAAACAGGGCGGACUAACCUGGAGCUAGACUCUCUGCUGACAACAGCCGGCUGCAGCAGGUUUUAUGUGAAAGUGGCUGUUUGAAGGAAAUCAAUUGAUGUUAGUCCUGAAACCAGUGACAAGCUAGUGAUAUAAUCUCUGUUGUAAGGCACAGAGUGUGCUUUGUGUAAGUUGGACUGUUUCAGUAUCAUAUUACUUAGCGUUAUUUUCCCUUUCUGGAGCUCUGGUUUCCUUGCUUUCUAAUUAGCAUACACGCUACUUUAAGACGUUCAGACACACAAUGACACUCAUGGAUCAGCUGACUGGCCUCCAAAGACCCACGCUGAGUUCUCCUCCCUAACUUUUCUUCUCCUUUGCACAGUCUGAAACCUAAGACAGCAGAGGGAACAGGUCUGAUUGGCGUUGCACGAAGGGAGGGUCUAACAAUGUUUGGAGAUUCUAAAUUUUGGCCACCUAUUAUUUCUACGACUCCCAUAGAGAACGAGCUUAUAUAUGGUGUAAAACCUGUUCCUCCCUAGCCUAUGACUUCUCUUGUUACCCCGUGGUAUGCUCUUGCUCCAUGUCAUAGCCAUCCACUCUUGCUGUUAUACUGUCCAUCUACACAGAAGCGCCAACAUCUUGGUGUUAUGCUGCCCAUUUCUGCUUCUGCUCUAACUGCUGUUGGCCGUCUUGUCUUCCUAACACGUCCUGUGGAAGACAAGGUUUCAUCAGUGGAGACUAACGUUUAAACAUGGCUGUUAUCGCGAUAACAUUCAUGGUCUUUAGAUAGUAAGGGAAUGGAUUCAAUAAUCAUGCCAGAACUUCUUUGCUCCACAUGAAAUCUAUAUGGCAAUGGCACAGGACAAAGACGCAAGGACUCUGGGUCGCAGGGUUUGAAUAUUUAAUCAUCUCUUCCCACGGCACCUCCUAUGGCAAAUGCUCUAAGGUUACAUACCUGCACAUUUUCAUUAGGGGCAUGCUUGGUCAAUGGAGAACUGCUCGUUCCGAACUGAACUUGAAAUUUAGACGUGUAAAUCUAGAGCGAAAGUAAGCUCAAAGCCCACUAAGGCAGGCUGAACCUGCUGGGAUGAGGAACUGUAAACCCUUGUUCAUUAGAACUAAUUUCUGCUCUUAUUUAAACUGUAAUUACAUUGUGGUAUGGUAAUUGAAUAUGUGUCUUGAAAGCUAAGUUAUGAUGAUUUUGUUUUUGAGAAAAUGUAAGCGCUGCACAUGUGAGUGAGGGAAUGACUCACGAUGCCUCAUGUUGAAAGAGCAGCAACAGCUGUCUGAAUAGGGAGUCUGUGUGUGUAUGUUUGUGUGUGUGUGUGUGUGUAUGUGUGUGUAUGUGCAUGUCACAAUGGCAAACAUGAUUGUGAAGAAAAUAAGGGGUAAUAUGUACAACCACAAAACCAGCUUUGAGCCAUUUUGGUGUUUUUUAAUGUGUCUGUGAGUGUUUUCUUUCUAAACAAUGUAAGUCAAUGAUGCAGUCACCAAAUCUAGAAUGGAAACUAAAGCCAAGCCCAAAAUUAUUCAUACUCCUAUGAAGUAUGAAAAGUGUUUUUCUGACAAUACAGUAGUCAAACCCUUGCUGACCAGCUUUUUACAAGUUUCUGCUGGUAUUUUGGCUAUUUCUCUUCUGUGAUGUUCUCCAAAGUCUUUGAGGUUGGAAGGCCACCUUGCCAUCACCCUAAUCUUUAGCUUCAUCUAAAGAGUUGAAUCAGAUUCAAGUUGGGACUCUGGUUAGGCCGCUCCAAAACAUUUAUUUCACUUUCAGUCACAAAAAACUUGUUGGUAUGAAUAGUUUUGGGCUCAAAUGAAGAAUGGCAUAAGGAAGGGUCACACAUUUAAAUAUGAAGAAAUGCAAUGCAGCUGGAAAACAAGCUGAAAUACAUCCGUCACUCAACAAGUAUUUUGGCAAACUACCACACUGGUCGGAUCCUAUGUAAACGUUGCAAAAACAUGUUCUGUGCAAGUUUGUUAAAGCUACAAUAUGUCUUAUUUAUUAUCUGGGAUUUAAUAUCCCUAGUGCUGUGCUGUAUUUUCACCUAUCAUUUGUGGCAAGGAAAGGUUGCAUUUCCAUCUCAUUAUCAUCAUGUCUACUGCAAACCUCAGGCAGUGCAGGAGGAAUAAGACAUAUGGCAGCAAUAUGAAAUAUUCAUUUUCUACACAUUUGACACGGUGUACAGCAACAAAGGUCACUUCUGAAGCGCCAGUGUGCUCGAUCACCCAAUAUUGCUUUUUGUUUGAGUCUAUUGUACCAUAGCAUACAAAAAGAAAAGCACACACACAGUUACAUGGACAUGAAUGAAGCAUUGUAAAUUAAAUCUCGAAGAGGGUGUGGGUAUUUCAAACCGAGCUUCAAUAUACUAGAAGACCUCAGCUUUAAAGUCUUUAAAAUACACUGAAAAUAUAUUUGUUUUCCUGUUUUUAUUCAAAGUCAUUUUACAUUUGAGAAAGAAAUGUGUUGUAAUUCUUGGAGGUGCAUAACACUGUAAUAACAGGAUGAGGCUGGGUCGGCUUUAUUUGAACAAAUCCCACCAAAGAUGCAUUUUAGGAUCAGCUCAUUUUCACAUAGGUACUGAAAUGAUAUUUGUUUGAAAAUGCAUAAAUUAUUAAUUAUCUUUGAAAGCGGCUUGCAGCUAAUGGUGAUUUCCUGUUCUUGAAACAUGUUCAAAUCACUCAGUUGUGGGCUAUGUAAAGUGGAAGUGCAUUGCCUUGGUCUGCAUUUGUCGUUAUUGUAGCUCCACAGCUCCUCUUUUACCCCAGUUCUGCGGUUUGUCUGAAAGCAACUUGUUUUGGUGCCGUCUCUUUAAAUCCAAAGGCGGCGCUUCACCCCCCUCCAGGUUGCAGAGUGUUCCUCUUCACCCCAUUUGGCUAUUUUUGUAGGGCGACGGUGUAAUGGAUUGUUUGGGUUAAUACACACAACGACCAAACCUUUUUAACUUAACCACUUGUAGUUUUGGCAUCCUUGAGCUUGAACUACAAAAUUGCAGCAAAAAAUAAAAUGUGUGGCUACCCAAAAUUAGUUAGCCGGAAGUUAAUGACCUUGUUUGGCAGCUCAACAUCAAAUACUCUGACGUUAUUGUUCAAAAAACGUAACAGAGAAUAGAGAAAACCGAACAGAUUAGAUCAUUAUGAUAAUUAUAACAAUCAAAUACGACCCGAUCAGAAUAUGAAGAUAUCUACGAAGCACCUGGAGAGACUAUAUUAAACUUUUUCGCAUUCCUAGAGACUCCAAGUACACAACAAGAUGUAUUUAUAUAUGUUAUAUACUUGAAUCUGUUGUAGAACAACCUUAAACUGAGACCUAAAGAAAAACACGUAAUAAAUUAUGUGCGUAUAACACACACACUCUCCCCUUUAUUCCAUGCUUUAAUUUUAGACAAGAAAAUUAAAAAAAAACAAUUGUGAGCUUAAAGCCCGAACAGAUCUGAGAUGUGAAAGUUGUCAAUUUACAAAAGGAUUAGUGUGAAGCCAGCUAUGUCAUUUAAUGUGUACUGGCUCUGGGAAAGGUACAGUUACCAUUUGAAAAACUAUUUUUGCAGUUUUAUUUUGGUUUUCCUGGUAGAUUUUUUUAUUGCAUAUUGUGUAAUAAAAGUAGUUUUGAUCAUUGUGGGUGCUUCCCGUUUUGUACAAAAAGGUGAAGUUUUGGUACUUUUAUUUUGUGUUUAUUUAAGGGUUUACUGCUGAAACUACUGAAUCAGAUUUGCUGUCAUCUGUAUAAUUUAUAUAGUGAUGAAUUUAACCAAACCGGACCAAAGCAGAUAUGUGGAAAUAUUUCUUCUUAUUCUGUCUAACUGCGAUAUAGAUUAAUAACGUAUCUGCUUCUUUUCCAUCUCACCUAUUCCUUAAUGCAAUAUUUCUCCCAGACAGUGAUUUGCUGUGAGUGCUCUUUUGAUUAUAAGAGGCAUUUGCUGCCCUGCUUUUUUGUGGGUGAAUUUCAGUAAUGGUCAGGCCGCCGUGUCUAAAGUGCCCUCUGUUAUUUAAAGAUGUGAAAGGCACUAUAAAAAAAAUUUGCUACACCAAAACCUUAUAUUCACAUCAGCUGCUCCAAUUCCCAUCAAGUUCAUUUUUAUUUUUAUUUUAUUUUUUUUUAGUUCUUACUUUUUUUUUUUUUUUUUAACAUGAAUUGUCUACACCAGAAAAUGUUUGUUUGGUAAUAUAAGAAAUGCAUAUGAAGGUGGAUAAAAGUUUAGAACUGAAGGGUUUUAGAAAACAUCUCAGUUUGCGGACCGUGCCCUUCAUUUUCACUUUAACCUGAGCACUGUUUUUCUCCAUUUACUGUUUUUUUUUAGGAUUUAUCUGUAAAUUAAGUUAUUUUUUUUUUCUGCUUGGGUCAAAAAUUGUGGAUGAAUAAAGGGGCUCGGAAAAGGAAGGAUGAAAAAAAAAAUCAGGAGACAAUCAGAACGUUGGGCCUCAAAGCUCUGUGAUGAUGGAUUGUGAAUGUAAUGAAUAAAGUUUGAACGAUUUCA